Hydatigera taeniaeformis is the source of this 693-nucleotide messenger RNA. Lineage: Eukaryota; Metazoa; Platyhelminthes; Cestoda; Cyclophyllidea; Taeniidae. The record is from the annotation of a GenBank genome assembly.
AUGGGUGCAAAACAAGCAAAGCUUAAAGCAGAAACAGUUGACGAACUAAUACGGUCAACACCCUUCAACGAACAGGAGAUUCAGUUAUGGUAUCGAGGGUUUUUGAAGGACUGUCCCAGUGGGCAACUAACCGUGGAGGAUUUUCAGCGCUUGUACUGCGCACUCUUUAGCUCCUCAGCCUCCAACGGGGAUCGUCACGGUGAUCCAAGGCCAUUCGCGCGUCUUGUUUUCCGUGCCUUUGAUCAAAAUGGGGACGGAGUGGUUGAGUUUCGUGAUAUCAUUACUACUCUGAGUGUCACGAGAUAUCCUAGUGACGAAGAACAGCGGUUGCAAUGGGCAUUUCAGAUCUACGAUCUUGACGGAGAUGGCUAUAUCAGUCGUGGCGAAAUGUUGCAUGUUGUCAAGGCUAUCUACAAGAUGAUUGGACCUGCAGCCGUGGCGCGCGAGAUGCCGGCAGAAGAGGCGACGCCAGAACAACGGACGCGUCGGCUCUUUGCGGUGAUGGAUAGGGAUGGUGAUGAACGAAUCUCUUUUGCCGAUUUCGUUGAAGGUGUACACGCUGAUGCUGAGGUACUCGCACUACUGCAAGCACCAUCAGUGUCCGUUGUGGCGCCCUCCCCUUCCUCAACGCCUCCUGAAUUCCAGUCCGCGCUACCUUCAUCAAUGGAAGCUAACCAUAAUAGUCAAGGGUGA